AGCUGUGCGUGUUACAAUAGGUGUCACUGUUUGGCUUGGUCCAAUCCUGAUUGGUGGCUUCAGCUAUUGGCUCGGAGCGCUGGCUGUCUGACUCCGGCUGCAGGGCUGUAAUACCUACUCUCCUCUCUCCGAUCCAUUCACCACACAACUUCGCCGGCCGAACAGACUCGCUGGGCUCGGCACAUCUUGCUAACCUAAUUCAGAAAGCAAGCGCCACAGCUCUGCCUGCCGCCUCUGCUCAGCGUAGCCUCUUCAGGUGAUCCAGAAAACGGCUGUUUUUAUGAGCAGAUAAGAAAAACAGGAAUCAUGAUGGGAAUGUAUUUAACAGAUCCGGUCCUGGAUAAAACUUAAAGCCAGUUGCUCUUCAACAUAGUGAAAAGGUCACCUUGCCUGGCUGAGAAAAGCAGCAAAAUUCCAGCUUGUCUGUUUCUUUUAUCAUCUUAGCUCUGGCUAGCCUCUCUGCUUGGAUGUUCGAGCAAAUUUGGGAUAUCUAGCUCUAAAGAGAGACAUCCUGUACUCAUGGUAGAUGAUAAGGAAAAGAACAUGAAAUGUCUCACCUUCUUCUUGAUGCUUCCAGAGACGGUAAAGAACAGGUCCAAGAAAGGUUCAAAGAAAGCAAACAGCGGCGGCGGCGGCGGCAGUGGCAGCGGCGGUGGCAGCAGUGGCAGCGGCAGCAAGUUGCCCCCAGUUUGUUAUGAAAUAAUUACCUUGAAGACUAAGAAGAAGAAGAAGAUGGCUGCUGAUAUAUUCCCCCGCAAGAAACCAGCCAGCUCCAGCAGCACCACUGUCCAGCAGCACCACCAGCACAAUCUCUGUAACAACAACCUCAUCCCAGCACCCAACUGGCAGGGUCUUUAUCCCACCAUCAGAGAAAGAAAUGCGGUGAUGUUCAAUAAUGACUUGAUGGCAGAUGUACAUUUUGUGGUUGGACCACCAGGUGGGACUCAGCGGUUGCCAGGACACAAAUAUGUCUUAGCUGUUGGGAGCUCAGUGUUCCAUGCAAUGUUUUAUGGAGAACUUGCUGAGGACAAAGAUGAAAUCCGAAUACCGGACGUCGAACCUGCUGCUUUCCUCGCCAUGCUGAAAUACAUCUAUUGUGACGAAAUUGACUUGGCUGCGGACACAGUGCUGGCCACACUGUAUGCUGCCAAAAAGUACAUAGUUCCUCACCUUGCCAGAGCCUGUGUUAAUUUCCUGGAGACCAGCCUGAGCGCCAAGAACGCCUGUGUGCUCCUGUCUCAGAGCUGCCUGUUUGAGGAGCCAGACCUGACACAGCGUUGCUGGGAGGUGAUUGAUGCUCAAGCCGAGUUAGCACUCAAGUCUGAGGGGUUCUGUGACAUCGACUUCCAGACACUCGAAAGUAUCCUCCGCAGGGAAACGCUGAAUGCCAAAGAAAUAGUGGUUUUUGAGGCAGCCCUAAACUGGGCUGAAGUAGAAUGCCAGCGGCAAGAUCUGGCCUUGAGCAUUGAAAAUAAACGCAAGGUCCUAGGAAAGGCACUGUACUUGAUCCGCAUCCCCACCAUGGCCUUGGAUGACUUUGCAAAUGGUGCUGCGCAGUCCGGGGUAUUAACUCUCAACGAGACCAAUGACAUCUUCCUCUGGUACACUGCAUCCAAAAAACCAGAGCUGCAGUUUGUGAGUAAAGCCCGCAAGGGCCUGGUCCCCCAGCGUUGUCACCGAUUCCAGUCAUGUGCCUACCGGAGCAACCAGUGGCGCUAUCGGGGUCGCUGUGACAGCAUCCAGUUUGCAGUUGAUAAGAGGGUGUUCAUCGCAGGCUUUGGGCUGUAUGGCUCCAGCUGUGGCUCUGCAGAGUACAGCGCCAAGAUUGAACUCAAACGUCAGGGCGUUGUCCUGGGCCAGAACUUGAGCAAGUACUUCUCAGACGGAUCCAGCAAUACCUUCCCUGUGUGGUUUGAAUAUCCCGUGCAGAUUGAGCCAGACACCUUCUACACAGCCAGCGUGGUGCUGGAUGGCAAUGAACUCAGCUACUUUGGACAAGAAGGCAUGACGGAAGUUCAGUGUGGCAAGGUGACUGUCCAGUUUCAGUGCUCCUCAGACAGCACCAACGGCACUGGGGUACAGGGAGGGCAGAUCCCCGAACUCAUAUUCUAUGCCUGAGCCUUCCUUUCCUUGCGCAUCAUGAGGCACCCACAUGGGCCUCCUUGCCUGACGCUUAGCUCGUCUCCAGAUGUGUGGUCAGCACAGGUGAUUUGUAAUGAAUGAAGCAGUAGGCAGUUUCUAAUGUCUUUGAACCUUUUAAUUAUGUACAGGCUAAAAUGCAACAUUCCGCUUUUAACUAUAUGCUUAGAAGAGCCAAGUUCUUACUCAGGCUUUGUGGUCUUAGAGUUGCGUCUGUAUGCCUAGGGAAAUCAUGUGCUUCUCCAAGUGCCCACCAACCUCCACUUUUGUACCUCUGAAGAAGAGUUUGGAUCGACUUGAAUUUUCUUUGAUGAGUGGAAGUAUGUAUUCUAAAGUAAUAGCAUCAAGUUAUUUUUCAACGAAACCCUUCUCUUCCUCUCAAAAUAAAUAAAAACAAAAGACAGGUAAACCUCAGUGUACAAUUUUGAAAGAAUAUUUGCUUUAUAACAAGUACACUUAGAAAGUAAACAGGCCAGUAGUCAUGAUUGACUCUGUUCUUUUACAUUUGUUGCUUCUGGGCCUUGCUUUUAUAUUCUUUACAUGUUAAGUUCAUAUAUGUGUUUCAUACUAAGCAGUUCCUACUCUUGGUGUAAGGAAUUGGCUUUUGUUUAGGCCUUGACUUCUGCUGCAAAGCAGACUUACGUUCUUUCAGUUUAGAAGACAAAAUACUAGAGUGCAGCUACUUCAUUGAGAAUUGAUGGAGUUAGAAAAUUUUGUCAACAGAAAAAAAGAGUUGCAAACCUGCUAAUUUAUACUACAACGGGUUAAAGGGAAGCCUGAAAUUCUCCUACACAAUGAAUAGUUCCAUUUUUUAAUGUACUCACACACAAUUUGAAAAAGCCACUCUUGCCUGGUAGUUUUUGACAGCCCCCAACUCGCUCUCGCUCUCUGUCCCCCCCCCCUGCUUGUUAAGUCUUACUGCAUAGGACUUGCGUUACUCCCCGCUCCCUCCCUUGUUAGAAGAGGACCAAACAGUGGAGGUAUGGAGUAAUGGUAGCACUACUUGUCAAUGUGAUAAAGUGCUUUUUAUGCUUUUUUUUUUUUAAUUGGAACAUUCUUUCUCUGAUCUUUGACCAUAGACGAUCUUAUUUGUUGAUUAUGAGCAAGUUUCUGGACUGCUAGAACCUGGCCUCUGGCCAUCUUAAAGUGCCAAUGUAUGCCUGCAGGGUUUUUGAAAAUGGUUCGGAGUGACACUGGGUUAUACCGAGUACUCACCUCAUCAGCAUCCCAUGCCGCUCUCAUUUGUCCAUGAUAGCGUAAGCAAAGAGGGAAAAGCUCACAGACAACUUCUCCUUCCAUGAUGGCUUGUGUUGGCUUAGUGCCUGUGACCCUGGUAGUGCCCAGUGUGGUCACGAGAAACUGAAAUAUCCAUGUGUUUCUGGGCAGCUCUUCUGCUCAGCGUGAUCCUGAGAUGGCUCCCCGCCACCCAGAGUGUGGUCCCUGGCCGCCUCCUUCUCCUGCUCUGCAAGCCCAAGUUGGCUUCCCUGGAGCAGGGGCUAGUCCUGGGGUGUGUGUGCCUGUCUGCGCAUGCAAUAUGCGCAUGAAAGAGUGCUUGCCAACUCAGGAACUGCCUCCUCCCUGCCCUGCUGGUGGUGGGUGUGUCAGAAAUGCCUCCCACCCCCUGCUGGUGCCAGCAAGGCCCAAUGAGUGACUGAUUCCACUCACUGGGCUUCUGGACCACUUCUUCCCUAUAGAUAUGGGCUUGCGGCCUUUGGCCAGCUUCCCUGGUGGAGGAGAGCAGUGGAUUAUGGGAAAUGUUUUAAUCAUUUUGCCAUUACUUACAUCUGUUGACAUAGGUGACCAAAAGCUGUUAUUGGUGACAAGGAUUACUUUACGAAAUGAUCUCUCAAUUGUUUCCUAGUAAAGGAGAUGACAGGUUGUAGUUUUGGCAAAGCAUCAAUAAAAUAAAGGUACAUUGUCAAUUAAAAUUACUUCUACAAAGGCUUUUGUUUUAAAAAAUUAUGGUUAAACAUUUCAGUAACUCAUAGCUACCAUACAAAUUGGUAAGCCUGACCAGAAGGCACUUACUCUUAAGCCAGAGGAGAAGGAAUUUUGUUUAGCACUAAUCUAAUGGAGUCCUGUCAGAUAGUUGGGCUGGGUGUGAUAGCCUUAAAGGGGCAGCAUCCACCCCAACUCUUACUGUGACUUAGCUGCCCUCCAUAUGGCGUGGCAAGUACAGUUCACUGAGGAUGGGAGAACAUAACUCUAUAUUAGUUAUUAUUAUGUUUCAAAAAAGGACAUGUCCACUUUCUGACCUCUGCUAAGAACUGUGGGUAAGAUUGGAAAGCGGGACCUAAACUAAGAAAUUUUAUGUUCAGAGCCUGUUCUCUUACCUGCAUUUUCAGCAAAAUGAAAGAUAAUGCGCUUGCUUUGGUUUUCUUUGGUAAUCUUGAACUCUGUAGUUUGUAAAAAUAGGAACCAUUGUUCUGACAGGGCUGGCAGCUGUAGUGUAAAACACAACUUUAUUAAGCAGAAAACGCUGUAGAUGCUUUUCCCCGCAUACCUGGAAGUCUUCAUCGUUGUUCAUACUGGGGAUAAGGGUAACUAGGCUAGCGGUUCUAAUGCAGCAUUCUUUAAUCAUAUCGUAAGAUAGUAUUUAAGUAAACGGUCUCAUUUCUACAUAAUUAUUGCACUGAACUGUCUUUUUUUUUAAGGUGUUUAAAUAAGCUCAGCUAAUUGAGUACACUGUAGGCAACUGUGCAUCAGUGUGCUUGACUCUAGCAGCUUACAGCAUUAUUUAUGAAGGAAAAUAUAUAAAUAUGAAGUACCUCAUGUUGAAUGUUAUUGUACUGUAUUUUUAAUGUAACAGUGCAGAUCUUGUUAGACACAUGAAUGUGUAUAAUCAUGUUAAAUGCAAAUAAAGUAAAACUGGUUCAUA
Messenger RNA from Alexandromys fortis (reed vole), 5017 nucleotides. It is a transcript of the gene Btbd3, whose product is annotated as BTB domain containing 3. Gene Ontology annotation, cellular component: cytosol. The transcript has 4 exons. NCBI's taxonomy places the organism in Eukaryota, Metazoa, Chordata, Mammalia, Rodentia, Cricetidae. Gene Ontology annotation, biological process: dendrite morphogenesis; neurogenesis; cerebral cortex development. Bases 520 to 2118 code for a protein of 532 amino acids. The record is from RefSeq and is a predicted model, not a curated record. Gene Ontology annotation, molecular function: protein binding.